Molecule: messenger RNA, 564 nt
Organism: Aspergillus luchuensis
Lineage: Eukaryota; Fungi; Ascomycota; Eurotiomycetes; Eurotiales; Aspergillaceae
Exons: 1
Coding region: 1-564 (187 amino acids)
Source: RefSeq, a predicted model, not a curated record
AUGACUAUUUUCCGAUGGUCGUCGCUCAAGGAUCUGUGUGCUCUGGAGCAUCUCACUAUAAUACAUGUAAAUCUUACAGGGCUUCCAGACCAACGUACAUAUGAGGGUCAUCCAAAAUCCCUCAUUGACCAUUUUCCUGCCUCACUCAAGACACUCAAGAUCACCGACAUUGGAUUCCAUUACAUCACUGCAUUACUCCUAGAUGUUGUGGGAUUACUCAAAGAGCGCACUUCCAUGCCCUCUCUGGUGAGUGUUUCUCUUGAAGCGUUCACAAGAGAAGACUCGAGACUUACCUUCUGCGAUAACAUUAUUUUUUGGUUUCGGUCGCAUAACGACCCCAGGAUAAAGGGGCAGGUUCGCCUUGAUAUCGGACAGAAUUCUGGGCUACUUAUACAGCAUGAUGCGCUGAAACCAUAUAGUGAGAGCUAUACCUUUCGUUUCUUUAAAGGAGCAGACCACCUUGAUGCAGCUUCAUUUGCGAGGCUGGCAUCCUCAGUAAAUGACGAGGUCUCUGUGACUAUUAACAUACAGCCGGCCCCUUCCUAUAUAGAAGAGAAGAAAUAG